CUCCCGGUUGAGAUGGCGACAUGGCUGUCUUGGGCCCGGCAUCCCUGCGUGAUCCUUCCUGGAAGAAGUUGACCCCAGAGGAGCUGGAGAACCAAUACUCCCCCAGCAGAUGGGUCGUCCGCCUGGGACCAGAGGAAGCCCUGCGGACCUACUCGGAGAUGGGAGUCCAGGCCACUGCGAGGGCCCGGGCCACCAGGAGGAGCCAGCUCCACGUGCCCUACGGAGCGGGUGAGGCAGAGAAAGUGGACUUGUACUUCCCAGAGGAAGUGUCUGAAGCUGUGCCGGUCUUCCUGUUUCUCCACGGAGGGUACUGGCAGAGCGGCAGUAAAGAUGAGUCGGCCUUCAUGGUCAGCCCGCUGACGGCCUGGGGAGUGGCUGUGGCCAUAGUGGGUUACGACAUAGCUCCCAAAGGAACUCUGGACCUCAUGGUCAACCAGGUGGCCCGCAGCGUGGCGUUUGUCCAGAAGCGGUAUCCGAGUAACCAAGGCAUUUACCUGUGUGGACAUUCUGCUGGGGCCCACCUGGCCGCCAUGAUGCUCCUGACUGACUGGACCAAGCACGGAGUCACACCCAACCUUAAAGCCUUCUUCCUGGUGAGCGGAGUCUAUGACCUGGAGCCCCUGCUGCACACCUCACAGAACGCCCCUCUGCAGUUGACCCUGGAGGACGCCCUGAGGAACAGUCCACAGCAGCAGCUGGCGGCCACCGCGGGAUGGCAACCUGCAGGCCCAGCCUGCCGUGUACUGGUCAUUCUGGGGCAGCAUGACUCCCCGGAGUUCCACCGCCAGUCCCAGGAGUUCUAUCAGACGCUGUGCCGGGGAGGGUGGACAGCCUCGCUGGAGGAGCUCCAGGACGUGGAUCACUUUGAAAUCGUCGAGAAUCUGGCCCGGGAAGACGAUGCACUCACCCAGAUGAUUCUAAAGACAAUAUUCCAGAAGCUCUGAUGGCACGGGACGCGGCCCAGGUGCACCUGACCCAGGAAUGCCUGCCCUGCAGGGGGCCCCGACAAACCUCUGGGUCUCCCUUUUGGCAGCCUGAGACGAG
Ochotona princeps (American pika) is the source of this 1044-nucleotide messenger RNA. RefSeq names its product arylformamidase (gene AFMID). Gene Ontology annotation, molecular function: arylformamidase activity. The coding region runs from base 21 to 944 and encodes 307 amino acids. The record is from RefSeq and is a predicted model, not a curated record. The transcript has 11 exons. NCBI's taxonomy places the organism in Eukaryota, Metazoa, Chordata, Mammalia, Lagomorpha, Ochotonidae.